This is a messenger RNA of Salvelinus namaycush (lake trout), 2394 nucleotides long. RefSeq names its product gamma-sarcoglycan-like. The record is from RefSeq and is a predicted model, not a curated record. Gene Ontology annotation, cellular component: sarcolemma; sarcoglycan complex. Bases 135 to 1016 code for a protein of 293 amino acids. NCBI's taxonomy places the organism in Eukaryota, Metazoa, Chordata, Actinopteri, Salmoniformes, Salmonidae. The transcript is spliced from 8 exons. Gene Ontology annotation, biological process: heart contraction; cardiac muscle tissue development.
CCAGUCCAGAGAUGUUGAGUUGACAGGGUCGGGGGUCUUUUUUUAUAUCCAAAUAUCUAAAGCUGUGGCACCGUCACACCUUUAAGAAUUUGCGACAAUCUGAGUUUCAGGAUUGGCGCUAUCGCAACAAGCUGAUGGUUUUGCAGCAAUACCCCCCGCCAGCAGAGGGUGCUGAAGGCCCGGACACAGAGGAGCAGAAUGAUGAUCACAGGCUGGGGAUCUAUGGCUGGAGGAAGCGCUGCCUCUAUCUGCUGGUGCUUCUCCUACUCUCCACCCUGCUGGUCAACAUUGCCCUGACCAUCUGGAUUCUCAGGGUCACCUGUCUCAACACAGAAGGAAUGGGGCAGCUGAGAAUAACAUCAGAUCGGGUGAGGCUUGAUGGAGUGUCCGAGUUCCUCUUCUCUCUCUACGCCCAAGAGAUACACUCCAAACAGGAUACCUCCCUUCUUAUCCACUCUGAGUCCCAGAAUGUCACGCUCCAAGCCUGCAAUGGGAAAGGAGGUGUGUUAGGUAGCCUUAACCUGGGUCCACAAUCCAUGGAAAGCGUAGGACAACAUUUUGAGGUGAUGACAAGCACUGGGAAAUUGUUAUUUUCUGCUGGUACAGAACAGGUAGUUGUUGGAGCGGAUAAGCUAACCAUUACAGGGUCUGAUGGUGCUCAGUGUGAACAUUCCAUAGAGACAUCUCUGGUCAGGGCAGAGCAUUCCAUGGACUUGAGGCUAGAGGCCCCCACCCGUUCCCUCCACCUGGAUGCUCCAAAGGGAGUCCACAUCAAAGCAGUGUCCGGCAGCGGCCAGGCCGUGUCCAGCAUGGACAUCUCUCUACUCUCUAUGGACGGAGUGUUGAUUCUGGAUGCUGAGAGGGUGCAGCUGCCCAAGUUACCUCUGAGUGGAGAAGGAGAGAAAGGGAGUCCUGGGGAGCAGUUGUAUGAAGUGUGUGUGUGUCCUGAUGGAAGACUGUACCUGUCCAAAGCUGGUCACACCUCCACCUGCCAUGACAACAGUCACAAUUGUUAAAAGACCACACUCUAUUAUCUUGAGAUUUGUAUUUACCUGGGAUCAACUUUAUACAUACAGGACAUCAUCAUAGAUGUGCAGUCAGUCGUGUCUUGCCUGAAAGUUAUGCAAAGUGCAUAUUAGAAAAAUAUGAAAGUUCAGAAAACUUUUAAUAAAACAACAUUUGUAUAUUUUAAUAGUUUUUUUUUACAGUGUCAUAUCUAAAGAUGUACAUGCAAGGUGUUCUACUCUAGUGGCACCAACUGUGUUACCUGUUUUGUCUGGGAACAGUUUCAUUAAUUAUAUUUGUGGAUAUUUUCAUCCCUUUCACAGUAAACAGAUGUUGGUUAUGAUAUUGUACAACCGAAUAACAUGUAUGAUACUAUACGUCCUAUAUGAUAUUGUACGACCGCUAUUCCAUCCAUAACGUAACCUAUUGUAGGGUAAUAUAUCAUACUAAACGGAGGGAAACAAAUGCUUUUUCUAAAUCCUACCCAUUGCCCUGAAGACAGGUUGAUAUUUGGAACAUACAGUGUACAUAUGUGAUUGAAGAUUGUUCAUAAUGUUCAGGGGGAGCAUGAUGCGCUAGUAUCUGGCAGGCGGCAACAUUAUUUGUUGAAAAAGUAGCCUACCCAAUAGCCGUGUCUGCGAACUACACUUCUGACUGGGUAUUUAGGAGUGGGGCGCGGUAUUUUCUAGGAACCUGUUAUGGAAUAAACGCUGUUGCCUUAUCUUGCCUAUGGUAGCAUCAUAUGUCAGGUCCGCCAGAUAUCUACUUAUAUUACUGUACUUAAUAGCUUCUUAUGUCAAUUAACAUUGGACGUACUGUAUCAGAAGGUGGACCAUUUAAUCGCAUUAUUAUGAGCGUGGGUGGUAUAAAAGUAUUAGCUAAUUGAUUCCCAUCCAGGUAUUGGCAGACAUUUUAAAACUAAGACAAAAUAGUUAACAUGGAGUGGAAGCUAAAGAAGAUACUGUCGCGUUUACUGGAGCUGAUUAUUUUGUGCUAUAUGGUAAGGCAUAAAGUUUUUCAUUUACGGAUGUAGUUUCUCAUUUGUUGUAGUGUAUCUGAAGUCUGUGAGUGAUGCUCUUGGUCAGGUUCAUGGAACUGCAGUGGAGAAUAGAGAAUGCAGGGAGCAGGAGUAUAGGGAUGAAGCAGGGGACUGUGUCGCCUGCAGACAGUGUGGAUCUGGGCAGGAGUUAUCCACGGUGAGUAGUCUAUCAAACGUAUUCCCUCCUGUCAAAAUGAUUGAUACAACCAGUCAUGCCAUUGUAAGAAUAUAAUUAAUGUGCGCGCAGCAAGUAGACUAGCGGUUAAGAGCUUUGGGCCAGUAAGAAAGGUUCCCCUAUAAGAUAAUAAUACAAGUCGCUGGUUCGAAACCGAGCCGACUAGGUGAAAAAU